Penaeus monodon (black tiger shrimp) is the source of this 4327-nucleotide messenger RNA. Its product is annotated as SET and MYND domain-containing protein 4-like. Lineage: Eukaryota; Metazoa; Arthropoda; Malacostraca; Decapoda; Penaeidae. Gene Ontology annotation, molecular function: protein binding. Bases 146 to 2377 code for a protein of 743 amino acids. The transcript has 5 exons. The record is from RefSeq and is a predicted model, not a curated record.
GCGCACAUGUUUUGAACGUGCUAAGUUUAGAAGGCGGAGGAAGCGGAGGCGGAGGAAGCGGAGGCGGCUGGUCGCGAGCACCGCUUUAGCACCGCUUUUCUCCAAUAUAACAUCAAGAUUGUGGUAUUAUCUGUGAAUCCUCAAAAUGGAUCAAUCAGUAACUUUCCACCAGAUGUUUUCAAAUUUGAUAUCAGAGUUAAAGGCUUCUGAAAAAGUUUUGGAGGUUAGCAGUAAUUUUGGCCCACAGAAGAGUCUUCAGAGUAUGUUCUCCUAUCUGUGGGAUCUGGAAGUGGCUCAGCAGUGCCUCAGUCCCACACUCAUUGCUGCAGGGAAGUCUGAUGCAGAGUCUGAUAGGCUUCGUGCAGAGGGUAAUAAAUGCUACCAGAAGAAAAUGCUUGAUAAAGCUCUAAAACUUUAUAACUUGAGCAUAAUGUCAGCUACACAUCCUGCAUUGCCUGUUGCAGAAUACCAUGAAGGACAGCCAAAUGAUUGCUGUGUAAACGAUAAUGAAAAGUUUGGCAAAGAAUCUAAUCAAAGUGAUCUGGAGGAAUAUAGAUCUUUAUCACUUGGAUUUGCUAAUCGCUCAGCUGUGUUACUUGAACUAGAGCAAUAUGAUAAAUGUGUAUGUGAUAUUGAUGCUGCCCUGAGAUAUGGAUAUCCAAAAUUAUUGCAUAGUAAGUUAGCAGAAAGGAAAGCUAAGUGCUUUAUUGCACAAAAGAGAGCAUCAGAGGCUAAAGAUGUCCUGGAAAGUGCAUUGAGGGACCUUGCUGAAUUAUCAUUGGAUGAAUCUAAAAGUAAGAAUUCUAGAGAAGCAUUACUGCUCUUAGUAAAACAAUGUGAGUCAAAUGAAAGUUACACACACAGUGGAGCAGAAACAUUUCAAAAUGAUCUUCAAGUAGAUUUAUCUGCAGCAUCCAAAGAGAAGUUAUUAUUUUCCUACCAAACACCAAAAGCUCCCAAGCUUGUAGAUCAAAAACCAACUAUACCAGCACUAAGUUCUUCAGUCAGGCUGGCUUACACACCUUCCCAAGGACGUUAUCUGGUAGCAGAGAGAGACAUUCAUCCAGGUGAUGUUCUUGUUGCCGAGGCAGGAUACUGUAGUAUUCUGCACCUGGACUCCUCACUACGUACACAUUGCUCUAAUUGCUUGUCUAGAUGCCUUACGCCUGUCCCAUGUCCAUCAUGCACAAGAGUAGUUUUCUGCAGCAGCUCUUGUUGCAUCCAAGGACUCUCAUCUUUCCAUAGGCAGGAAUGCAAUAUACUUCCAACUUUAGCUCACUUAGACAUGGGUAAGAAUUCUGUUUUAGCUUACAGAAUUUUAACACAGACCACACACAAGAAACUGAAAGCUUUGAUACCAGAGCUUCUUGAGGAAUCAAAACAUCAAGCCCCAGAGUCUCUGGGCUUUAAUACUCAAGGGAUAUAUAGCUCCUCUGACUACAAGACAAUAUACCACCUUGUCCACAAUAAGGAGCAGCGCUCAGUGAGUGACCUGUUCAAACGAUGUGCAAUGGCUCUGACCCUGACAAGGCUCAUGAUAGAAAGUAAGAACCACUUUGUAGAUGAAGAUGGAAAGCCUAUCAUGCCCACCCAGGAGGAUAUUCUUCUGACAGGAUCUACUCUCUUCAUCCACAUGAUGAAUCUGCCUUGCAAUGCCCAUUCUGUCACUGAACUUGAGGUAAAUGUGAGCAGGUUCCAGGAAAGUACAACACAGGAAAUUGGGUCGGGAGCAUUCGGUGUGCUGAGUUUGACAAAUCAUUCAUGCAAUCCUGCAGCUGCACGUUCAAGUUAUGGAAAUGUGGUAGUGCUUAGGGCAAUAAGAUUCAUUCCGCAAGGAGCAGAAGUGACAGACAGUUAUGGGGAACACUAUGGCAUCAGGCCUUGUCAGGCAAGAAGAGCAGAAUUGUUGCAACAAUACUGUUUUACCUGUACAUGUGAAGCUUGUGUAAAUAGUUGGCCAACUUACCCGUCUCUGUCACAAAGUCUCACUCUACGAUGCCUAAAAUGCUCAGUGCCCCUAAGUCUCAGCAAGGGUGUAUGCAAAAGAUGCAAUACCAAUUAUUCCAAGAAAGAAAGCAGUGAUAGUAAUGGGAAUAUGUUGAUGUAUGAUUACAAGGAGAUUGAUGAGCAGACCAAAAUUGCUGCUAGUGAGUGUCAGAAAGCAUAUGAUAGCAUUAUUGAAGGGCUCAAUUCUGAAGAAAACAUGACAACUCUGAUUCACUUUAUAGAGCAUGUUGACAAGUAUGUUCAACAUCCAUGCAAGUUAUACUUUGAAGCACAAGAAACACUGAAGCACUGUUUUGACAGACAAGGCAACUGUGUUUACAGGAAGGAGGAGAGUGAUGGGACAGACAUCUUUAAGAAGAAAAGGAAAUAAAGAGCCUGAUACAAGUUAAAGGAUAUCUAGGGCCUCAAAAUUUAGGGCAUCAGCUAGUGUGAGUUGUGGAAGAAAAGGUGCUUAUAUGAAUUUUUAGGUUGUUUUAAUUUGGUGCUAUUAAACAAAGUUGUUUUUGAUGAUGGAGAUACUCACCAUAUGUAUCUGUAAUUUAUUGUUUAGCAAUUUUGUUGUUUAGCCAAUACAUCAGAAGCUUACUAAGUGUUUCCAGCACUGAGUUUUUUGUGGAAAUUUAUUUUUUGUCUGAAAAAAAUCUACUGUGAUAUAAACUAAACACAAAUUGUAUAGCAGCCGUUGUUCACAAUUGGUGAAGUAUCAGUAAAGAAUAUUAAUGUCUAUUUAAUUUCUUAUUAGCACUUUACCAUAAUGUAUUUGGUGCAUAGCAGACAGGGUCCUACAUUUCUUUGGUAAAUAAAAAUGGUUAGGUAAUUAUAUGUUGAACUAUAGCACUGAAGUACAUAGACAAAUCCAUUGAAAUGUCAGGAAAAGAAAUAUAGAUAGAUGGAUUUUUAUAACUUUUUUGUGUUUUCUGUAUAUUUUUAAAUUUUCUUAUCAACCAUUAGCACUGGGUACAUGUAGUGGCACCAUUGCUUUGUUUUGAGAAUUUUGUUUACACAUAGAUGGCUUUACAAGCACUUACUCUCCAAGUAGUCAGUUAGUAGGUCUUUCUGACUUCACCUGAGUACCUGUACCUGGAAUUUUUUAGAAAAGUUUGUUUGUUUGUUUUUUGCAAUACACAUUACUAACUGUUGCUGUUAUUGUUAUUAUUAUUACUAUUAUUAUUGUUGUUGUUGACAGUAUGAUUAUUCUGUUAACAAUACUAAUUGCAGUAAAAGUUAAAAAUGAGUCUUUCCAAAGUCAAGGAAAAAGGUAAACCAGUUAGAUCUUGAAUGACCAAUAACUCACUGCUUGGUUACUGAGCACUUAUGUAAACAAAAAUAAGAAACUGAAAUCACAGUAGAUAUGGCAUGUAUGUACAUGCACUCUCAGCAUCAACAGGUUAAAUAGUUAACAGGUUAAAUGCAGUCACUGACUUCAGACAAUCAGAGAUGGUAAUUACACUUCUCAGGAAUUUAUUUAUUAUAUACUUGGAAAUAUAAAUAAAAUGUAGGCCUGUCUAUAGCCAUCAUAUUUAAGCUGUUAUUAUAUUGCAUUAUUUAUUUAUUUAUGUAUUGUAAGUUUUCAUCAUAUUUUAAAGAAAUUUUAUUUCAUGAAAAUUGUGUCCCAAAGUUAGAAGAGUAACUUAACACCAUCAGACUAUCAUCAAAUCACAUUCAAGAGUAUAUUAGUACUUAUGGGAAUGUUUUAUAAUUCUUUUGGUCAAGUAGAAAUGCCAAGAGCCAAAGUUUACUUCUUAAGGUGGUGAUGUAAGGUAGGCUUCUGCAGCAUUUAUAUGCAUUUUCUUAUGGUUUAUUAGUAUAUCUUAUUUUUCACAUAUAACAUAACUACCCUUAAACAAAAUCUUCCCCCCAAAAACAGUAAUGUUCAUUUUUCCAUAAUAUCCCACUCAUCUCUGUUAUUUUCAACCCAAGUAACACCAAUGAAGUAAUCUAAUUAUAUGUUCAAGAAACAAACUCUUGCCCAGGAUUGCAGGAGACACUACUUUGGUUGUAUUAUAUGAUGUGUCCACUUUGUAGUAGCAAAUGUAAAAGGUAUAAUCUGUACAAAUUUAAGCUUAUUACCAUAUAUUGUGAAAUGUGACCUUGAUAGUUUGACAAGUGCAUGUUUGUACUACUUUUUCCAAAAGUACAACUUAAAGCAAACAUCUUUCUGGUUUAGUAAGUUUCAUAUAGUCAUUUGUAAGACAAUGAAAGCCUCAGUACUUUAUGAUGAUGAUAGGAUUGGAUGUCUAUUGAUGAAUCAUGCAUUUGCAUAUUUUUUAUGAUAAUAUGCUUUUGUUACUAAUGGUGCUAAUAAAUUUGUAACAUUUUC